Gossypium raimondii (Peruvian cotton) is the source of this 1046-nucleotide messenger RNA. RefSeq lists its product as uncharacterized. Gene Ontology annotation, molecular function: electron transfer activity; iron ion binding. Gene Ontology annotation, biological process: alkane catabolic process. Lineage: Eukaryota; Viridiplantae; Streptophyta; Magnoliopsida; Malvales; Malvaceae. The transcript has a single exon. The record is from RefSeq and is a predicted model, not a curated record. Gene Ontology annotation, cellular component: chloroplast. The coding region runs from base 304 to 909 and encodes 201 amino acids.
CAAUUUCUACCUUUCCUUUGUAAAAAGGAAAAUGAGGAGUUGGAGCCCAAGUGAAAACCAGGCUUAUCCAAGUCAAAACAAAAAAUUAGCCCCAUAACAAGAAGUUGCAUGGUAGACAGAGAGACAGGUGCCUCACCUUAUCCAAAUCCUUUUAUUUUUUUCAAACAGGAAAAGGGCAUAUGCCCCUUCCCUUCCAUGGAUCCCUUUCAUUUCUCCUCCACCCACUGCCAAAAAUAUCACUAAACCAAGUCUGACGCCAAAACCCUAAAUCAGUAAAAAUAGAAAGAGAAAUCCUCCAUUGAAAUGGCAUCUGCAACAGCAAGACUCAUUUUUCCUCUUCACCACUUAACCCAAUCUUGUCCCAAGCCCAAAAAACCUAAUCUCUUUCCCUUCCAUAAACUCCUCUCCAGAAUUCCUCCCAACAUCCUCCAAACCCAUAGAAACCAACCCCAUUUCACCGUUCGUUCCAUUGAUGUCUCAAAAGAAGACAGUCAAGAAACCCCAACUUCUGACCCAGAUAACAAACAAUCUCCAUCAGUGGAAGAAACAAGUGGGGGAGAAGAGACGAUUGACAAACGCAGGUUAGAAGAGAAGUUUGCAGUGUUGAACACAGGGAUAUAUGAGUGCAGGUCAUGUGGGUUCAAGUAUGAUGAAGCAGUGGGUGAUCCUUCCUAUCCAAUUCCACCAGGGUUUCAGUUUGAUAAGUUGCCUGAUGAUUGGAGAUGCCCUACCUGUGGGGCUGCAAAGUCUUUCUUUGAGAGUAAGAGUGUUGAGAUUGCUGGGUUUGCUCAGAAUCAGCAGUUUGGUUUAGGAGGCAAUGCUCUUACUUCUGGUCAAAAAGCCCUCUUAAUUUAUGGCAGUUUGUUCUUCUUCUUUGUGCUCUUCUUGAGUGGCUACUUUUUGCAAUAGGUAGGUAGGGUGCAUAAUAUAAAUUUCUGUAAUUGUUCUUUGCCUUAAAGGUAUAUUUUUGUGCAAAUAGGAAAAUCCAUCAACCCCCCCCCCCACCCCCCAAAAAAAAUCGAACCUUCUUUGAGUUUUGUGUUUCA